AGUGCGCAUGUGCGGUACUCCACACGUGCGGUGAACGUUUGGACUGGUUGAACGCAACAGAGCUUACAGAGUUCGUAGCGCGACAAAAAUAUUACUUACAGAGAACAUAUCUCACGUCUUGUUGUCCUUUCGAACCCAGGUGAAAGAAAAUACUCCUCAGUGAAGCAUUUCGCCGAGAGGGCCAGGAUACAAGAAAAAACUAUUUACAAUGACUGAAGCACAAGUGAACCCAAAGGCCUACCCGCUGGCCGACGCCACGCUAUCCAAAACCAUCCUGGACCUGGUGCAGCAAGCCUCAAACUACAAACAGCUCAGGAAGGGGGCUAACGAAGCCACUAAAACCCUGAACAGAGGCAUCUCUGAGUUUAUUGUGAUGGCUGCUGAUGCUGAACCACUGGAGAUCAUCCUGCACCUGCCACUGCUUUGUGAGGACAAGAACGUCCCGUACGUGUUUGUCCGCUCCAAGCAGGCCCUGGGCCGGGCCUGUGGGGUGUCUCGCCCCGUCAUCGCUACCUCAGUCACCAUAAAGGAGGGGUCUCAGCUCAAACCGCAGAUUCAGUCUGUUCAAUUGGCUAUUGAGAGACUGCUCGUCUGAUUUUUGUUGCCCUGUUAUGACAGUCUUCUUGUAAAAAGAGGAAGACAUUCCUGUUCCAUAUUUCUGUUUGAUAAACAGUUGUUAUGCAUCACAAGAAAUCAUUUUUUUUUUUUUUUACUUAGGACAGUGUGUCCACUUCAGUGUAUCAGUUUGCCAAGGCGUUGUCUGAUUCAUAAUUAAAUACUUUUUUUUAUGUAAACCUGUUUUAGUUCUU
Molecule: messenger RNA, 809 nt
Organism: Perca fluviatilis (European perch)
Lineage: Eukaryota; Metazoa; Chordata; Actinopteri; Perciformes; Percidae
Product: NHP2-like protein 1
Exons: 3
Coding region: 209-595 (128 amino acids)
Biological process (GO): ribosome biogenesis; mRNA splicing, via spliceosome; maturation of SSU-rRNA
Cellular component (GO): nucleolus; box C/D methylation guide snoRNP complex; U4/U6 x U5 tri-snRNP complex
Molecular function (GO): RNA binding
Source: RefSeq, a predicted model, not a curated record